Symbiodinium natans is the source of this 1980-nucleotide messenger RNA. NCBI's taxonomy places the organism in Eukaryota, Dinophyceae, Suessiales, Symbiodiniaceae. The record is from the annotation of a GenBank genome assembly.
AUGAGGAGGGCCCAGCUUGCGGGCUUGUGGCUCCUCGUGGUGAGGGCUUGGGCAAGAUCGAACUGCAGCCCAGACGAUGGUGAGUGCGAGCUGCCGGAUACGACUGGGUUCGUGCAGGUCACCCACAAAACCAAGGCAAAAGCGAAAGAUGAUGCUGAAUCCCCCCACCCAGACUUCGGGCCCAACGUCAUUGUAUUGGAACCUGGAGAGGCAUCCACGCAAGUCGAGGAACGCCUGCAAAGCUUCUACGAGCAAUGGAUCAGCUGGGACGAAGACGCUCAGUUUGGCGACCAUCGGACGGCCAUACUCCUCAAGCCUGGAGAGCAUCAGGUGGACAUCAAUCUGUGGUACUAUGUUGGUGUCUACGGCCUCGGCAAGAGCCCACUGGAUGUAGUGGCUAGACAUGGUCCUCGCGGGGAGGGACUUAGAGUCGAGCAGCAGCCAGCAAGCUACCCUGGCGGUCCACUGCUGCCGAAUACGAACACUUUUUGGCGCACAAUCGAGAACGUGCACGUGGCCCAGGACAAGCUGGAUUUCUUUGUUUCGCAAGCCGCGCCGCUGAGAUCCGUCAGGGUUGACGGCAACGUGCAUCUGUCCGGCGGAGGGACGGAUUGGACUUCUGGUGGUGCGUUGAUGAACUCCGACAUCAUCGGUGAGCCUGUGACAGGCACACAACAACAGUGGUACACAAGAGGAACCACGAUGAGACCAUACGAUCAUCCUGCAGGCCAGGGAAGCUAUGCGUGCGUUGGAUGCAUAGACCGUGAUAGCGGCCUGCCAUUCUACAAUAGCUUUAACUUCGACGAGCACCGCGCGGAUCAGACCUUUCACAAAGGCUUGACGUACGCAGCCGCUCCCGAGGUUUUUGCUGAGAAGCCCUACAUUUUUUUUGAUGAGGGCACGUACAAACUUCGGAUCCCAGAAGUGCUGAACAAUCAUGCUGGUCCGGACUGGCAGACUGGCUCCACAGUGGAGUUUGACCAGGUCUUCCUGACAAAAGAAGGGACCACUGCAGCAGAAAUCAAUGCUGCGAUUGCUGCAGGAAUGCAUAUUGUCAUCACGCCGGCAGUCUACUAUUUGGAAGAGCCCAUUGUUAUCGACCAUCCCAACACCGUUAUCCUUGGCCUUGGUUUUGCAACUCUCAUUCCGCAGAAGCUGCCCGUAUUUGUCGGCAGAGGCGUUAUCGAGGUUGGCAAUGUGGAUGGUGUUCGUCUUGCAGGAGUCUUUGUGCAGGCCGGGCCCCAGGACUCCUCAGACUUCAGCAAGGCAGUCGGUGCGCUGGUCAGGUGGGGCAAGCCUGAGAAUCCCUACGCGGGAAAGAAAAGCAAUCCCGGCUUCAUCUAUGACUUCAUUGCACGGGUGGGUGGUCCAGAUCAUCAACCGGUAGGAGUCGCGAAUAUGCUGGAGAUCAACAAUGGCUGGGUAGUUGGCGACAACCUUUGGCUCUGGAAAGCUGACCAUUGUGUCUCCAACUCAGGUGCACUCUGCAAACCUCAGCGUUAUGUUAAUCACUGCCUGGUGGUCAAUGCCGAGAAUGUACACAUGUACGGCCUCAUGGCAGAGCAUGCAAACGAGGAUGUAUGCGUCUGGAAUGGGGAAUAUGGCAAGACUAUCUUCUACCAAAGCGAGUUCAAGUACACGCUCGGCGAGGCCAGCAAACCUGGGACGUGGCAAGAUGUGCCACACGCAGUGAGCUACCGCGUCAAUGCCAUCAACCACGAGGCUGCGGCAUUUGGAAUCUACGCCGUCGUGCUGGCAGAGGACGUUGACGACGAGGAAACCCCUAUGGCGAAUGUUCAGAUGCAAGGUGGUUUCAGCGCCAUUUCUGUGAGAGAUGUGAGUACUUACAGAUAUGGCUUCAAGGAUGUCUCCGCACUGAAUUGGAACGGGAACUGGCCAGAGCAGUCCAGAAUAAACUGCAAGGCCUGGGUUGGGAGCACAAGAAGCUGCUUGGACGCCGGCGUCGGCGUCCCUAGAUAG